Ambispora gerdemannii is the source of this 1044-nucleotide messenger RNA. Lineage: Eukaryota; Fungi; Glomeromycota; Glomeromycetes; Archaeosporales; Ambisporaceae. The record is from the annotation of a GenBank genome assembly.
AUGUCAUUUGGCGGCUUCCUUGCGGUCGUUAUAUCGUUACUGGCGUUAGUGAUAUUAGUAAUCACCUUUCCAAAACCCGGAAAAGUUCCCCCUCAAGCACCAUCAGAUAGUACUGGUCUACCAACAUGGCAUGGACCAACAGACUUCGACUACAAUAGACGAUACUCGAUAUUCACGUUCUCUCUUGUCCUACAGACAUUUGCGGCAAUCUACGCGUUCAAAUGGACAAAUAACGCUGCAAAUCUUCCACGAAAAAUUGCAUCGUAUUUCAGUGACGGCACUACUUCGGUACCAACCACCACUUAUAAUCGGUUACUCGCAUUCUAUUCAUUGUUUACGGCUCUUGCCGCACUAGCUCUUUUAGCAUUCGAUAUCGGGAAAUUAUGGGAAGCAUUCGGUCUCUGGCAUAAUUUGUGGGAAGUGGCGAUUGUGGCAUUAUUGAGUCAAGGCGGGAAAAUGAAGAGUGUGACGCGUUAUGUACUUGGACUUGGAAUUUAUUUUAUUGGUGUUAAUUCCAUCAUUUUAUUCGUGGAUUGGCCUUUUGAUGCAGUAUUUUUCAAAUUUCAAGGUCUUAUUGUCGACUUUGCUCUAUUCAUUAUCUACACGCGUAUCUAUUUAAACACACGUAAGCACGUCAGAGAAGAAUCUGGUGAACAUCUCCCAUUAAUCAGUGAGAGAAAUGAAAACGACAGUGGAAGCAAUGAACCAACAAGACCCUUAUUAAUCGAUCACCCUAAACAAUUAUUACUUUUGGUUGCUGCUUCUCUUGUACAUGUAUUUGGUAACUUGUCGAACACAUUUAAGCCCGAAAGUGCUUCUGCCGACUUGUUAUUCCACAUCUCAUACACGAUAACAUUCCCACUCUAUGUCUUAUACGUCUACUUGGAUACACACGGCGCUAGCGUGCUACCCCAGAAACGAAUUUACUUGCCAGCACCUGCCGCAUGGAAAACUGCCGUCAUUAUUAUUUGGUCAACUUUCCUCUCGUUGUUGUCGAUUAGAAUUUUGUUGUCCAGUCUCGGAGGAAAGGAUAAAAAUGAAUAA